Messenger RNA from Aedes albopictus (Asian tiger mosquito), 2572 nucleotides. Its product is annotated as transducin beta-like protein 3. Gene Ontology annotation, molecular function: U3 snoRNA binding; protein binding. The transcript has 2 exons. Lineage: Eukaryota; Metazoa; Arthropoda; Insecta; Diptera; Culicidae. Gene Ontology annotation, biological process: endonucleolytic cleavage to generate mature 5'-end of SSU-rRNA from (SSU-rRNA, 5.8S rRNA, LSU-rRNA); endonucleolytic cleavage in 5'-ETS of tricistronic rRNA transcript (SSU-rRNA, 5.8S rRNA, LSU-rRNA). Gene Ontology annotation, cellular component: 90S preribosome; small-subunit processome; nucleolus. The record is from RefSeq and is a predicted model, not a curated record. Bases 127 to 2535 code for a protein of 802 amino acids.
GUCGGUCAGCGGGUGACAGCUGAUUUCAACACACGUGCGUUUGUUGAUGUUGCGAGCUGAUUGCUCUCGUGAAGUUAUCGAAAAUUUUACAUUUUUCUGCUAAUUUUGGGUGUAAUUUGAAGCAAAAUGAGUGUUAAAAUAAAAACCAAAGAAAUAUACGAGGUCCAGAAGCAGUACAAAGCCUUCUACACGGGCGGCUCCGUCCAGUGGACCGCAGAUGGAACCGAAAUGCUGUGCCAAAAUGCCGGGGCCAUGAAUUUGGUUUCGGUCACGGACGAUACCGUCGAACCGGUUGCUUUCGGCGAUGCCGAUGAAUCGGACCCAGUUUACACGUUUGCCUUGUGUCAGGAUAGCGUGGUUUCGGCUCACCGAUCCGGACUGCUGAAGAUGUGGGAUAAAAGCUCCAGGCAGGUAACGAAAAUGUGGCGGGGGCUACAUCAGGGUCCGAUUACGAAGUUGGUGUUCAGAGAGGAUGGUGCGUUGAUCGCGAGUGGAGGCACGGAUACGUCGGUUCGAGUUUGGGAUCCCAAGGAGCAGGUCUGCAAGGGAACGCUGAGGGGAUGCCAGGGCGUUGUUAAUCUGUUGGUGUUCCACCCGGACGUAGAGAGUAAGGUGCUGCUGGCCGCUGGUGACGAUGUGAAAAUUAACGCUUGGAACUACGAGACGAGGGAGUUAGUGAAAUCGUUUGAGGGUCACUUUUCGAAAGUGACGGGGAUAUCGUUUACAAGCGAUCAUAAAUUCUUGGUAUCAUCCGGUCGAGAUAAAAUCCUGAUAUUGUGGAACUACGAAACGCAACAGGCGGUCAAAACUGUUCCUGUAUAUGAGAGUUUGGAAAGUGUGAUUGUUCUCCCAAAAGGCGUUCAUCUGCCGGGUCUGAAAUUAAAAUCGGACAAAGUUUAUGCAGCUUGUGCUGGCGAGGAAGGAUUGAUCAAGGUGUGGGAAAUGACCGAAACAAAGAUUGUUUUCAAGCAGAAAAACAGCUUGGUCACGAAAUCUGCCGAGGAGGGAGGCCUAGCCAUAACGAAUUUGCUUUUCAACAAGCAAUCAUCGAAAUUGGCCAUUGUUAGUGCUGAUCACAAUAUCAUCAUUCAUGAUUUGGAAACAUUUGAAUGCUCCAAACAACUAUCAGGAUUCAGUGAUGAGAUUUUGGAUCUCAUACUGUUUGGAAAGAAGGAUCGUUUCCUCGGAAUGGCCACCAAUAGUAACGAUUUCAAGAUUUAUGACACCACGAAUAUGAACUGCCAGUUGAUCAAAGGUCACACUGAUAUCGUUUUGUCGUUAUCAGCUAAUCAAAACUAUAUACUUUCGUCAUCCAAGGACAAUUCUAUAAGGCUGUGGCGUUAUGAUGCCACCAAUUUCUCUGUCCAGUGCAUUGCCAUCGGUCUUAAACACACCAAUGCUGUUGGAAGCAUCGCUAUAAGUAAAGUAUCCGGAAAAUUCGCCGCCAGUGUCAGUCAGGACAAAUGCUUGAAAGUUUGGAAAAUACCAAAAGAGUUCAACGAUACUACAGACGAGAAGGAACUCACCCGAUUAAACUGCACACUGACCGAGCUGGCACACGAAAAAGACAUCAACUGCGUCUGUAUAUCGCCAAAUGAUCGCCUGAUUGCGACCGGGUCCCAAGAUAAAACGGCCAAAUUGUGGGAUGUCAGCAAUCUCAGCUUGGUUGGAGUUUUCCGAGGUCACCGCAGAGGAAUCUGGGCCGUUCGGUUCUCCCCCGUGGAUCAAAUCCUGCUCACCAAUGCGGCCGAUUGUUCCAUCAAGUUGUGGUCCCUCACGGACAUGACCUGUCUCAAAUCACUGGAAGGUCACGAAAGUUCCGUACUGCGCGUGGAGUUUCUAUCCCAUGGGAUGCAACUGCUUUCCGCCGGGGCCGAUGGCCUCCUGAAGUUGUGGUCCAUUAAAACCUCAGAAUGCCUUCAAACAUUGGACAAGCAUGAAAGCCGUAUAUGGGCUUUGUGCGUAACCGAGGACGAAUCCGUCUUCUACAGCGGUGGUUCCGACUCUCAGCUAAUCAAGUGGAAGGACGUUACCGACGAGAAACGUGAACGGGAAAUGAACGAACGCAAGGAAGUGCUCCUUCAGGAACAGGAGCUGAACAACCUCCUACAGGACAAGAAACUGCUCAAAGCCCUCCGCCUAGCCCUGAACCUCGAUCGCCCCCUAAUGACCCUGAAAAUCAUCACCUCCGUCAUCAAAGGUCAAGAACAGGGUCUCCCAGACACCAUCCACAUACUCCGAAACGACCACAAGGAAACCCUCCUGAAACACGCCAUCGAAUGGAACACCAACAGCCGAAACUGCCGUCCCGCCCAACUGGUCCUGAACAUCCUCCUACAGCAAAUGCUCUCCGGUGAGUUCCAGAUCUCCGAGCUGAACAAACACCUGGAGGCAGCACUGCCCUACACCGAGCGGCACUUCAAACGGAUGACCGAGUACGCCAAGGACCUCAAGUUUAUCGAGUAUACGCUGCACUGUAUGCAACCGCACGCUACCACCACAACAAGGAGUGGCAAUAAAAGUGACGAGAUGUAAUUACUGUCCGAUCCCAGCGUUAUUUUGUAAGUACUCA